Aspergillus homomorphus CBS 101889 is the source of this 2957-nucleotide messenger RNA. RefSeq names its product serine/threonine protein kinase SCH9 (gene schA). Gene Ontology annotation, biological process: protein phosphorylation. Bases 1 to 2793 code for a protein of 930 amino acids. NCBI's taxonomy places the organism in Eukaryota, Fungi, Ascomycota, Eurotiomycetes, Eurotiales, Aspergillaceae. Gene Ontology annotation, molecular function: protein serine/threonine kinase activity; ATP binding. The record is from RefSeq and is a predicted model, not a curated record. The transcript has 3 exons.
AUGGCUGCCGCUCAGAGUGCAACACAGUCGUAUGGAGACGCGGAGAUGUUGAAGCAGCCCAUUCCCCGGAGCAGCGGUGUGCAGGAGGAAGACAACCAAGACUCGAUCGGUUCGAACAGCCCGACACCGACCGGAAUUGCGACUCCACAGCCCGACCUAGCAGACAAGCGUCUGCCUUCCCUCAGUUCCAGUUACUUCCAGGUUGGUUCUCCUCCAAAUCAAAACACUCGUCGCCCCAAUACCCGGUGUUCUUCUUCUGAGAGUCGUGCUUCCGCGUAUUCUUUCCAGUCGGAUACGUCCGCUGAAGGAGAUCGGGAUUCUCAAUCCUGUGGUCACAAUUCCUCACCCUCGGACUCCUUUGUCUGGAUGGAGCGCCCGGAGGUUAUGGACACCAAGUUAUCUGUCGCUUCGCCGGAUCAGAAUCUUGAGACGAAUAUGAUAGUACCAGAGACAUUGCCCCCCACGAAUCUACCUACACCCCCGUACCACUCCGCUUGUUCCCUUCUGCAGAAAGAGUCGGAUGGGUCUGAGUCUGGCUCUUUUCACUCGGACAGAGGCAUGGUCUCUAUUUUCAAUGCGUUGAAGAACUAUCUCUCGCCUGCCGGGAGCAUGUCUUCUUCUGAUUCUCCAGCCCGCCGUCAUACCUCUCUGCCAGUCUCCAGCGUCUCUGACGACCCAGUCCUUGCCACACAUUUCUCCAACCCUUCCCUUCCUCCCUACAUGUCAGAUGUACCCUGUUUGUCGGAAACCCCCCUACUCGAACAUGAAAAACCACAUGUCUCUAUGUCUUCUGAGAAUCUGGCGAAGCUAACUGGAACCGUGUCGGAUCUUGUGCACCUAAAGAAUACACCACCACUCACUCCGCGGGCCAUGUCCAAUGAAGGUUCGCAAACCGACAAGAAGCCCGUCACAUCGCCCCCUUCACCAUCAGAUCCCGUACCCGUCCAGUCCGGUGAAGAAACAAACCCAACCGACGAGCUUGCUGGGAAGCUCGACGAGGCCUUUCCUCCCGAGAGAGACACCCCGUCGCCAUCCGAUGCCCCGCCCGUGGCCCCUCUCAAGGGCAAAUUGAUCGUCAAGAUCUCUGAAGCCAGAGGACUACGGCCCGGAUUCGAUCCCUACGUUGUGUGCGUGUUUGAAUGGAAUGAGGCCAUCUCCAAGACUGCCCAGGAAGAAGAAGACGCUUCGCUGGAACGGCAGCAAAAGGAGCAGGAGAGCCUGGAACCCGAGGCCGGACGGCCGAUGGCGAUCCCAAUGAAAAGUCGGCAAAGUAGCAACAACAGCGCGCUGGACGGCCCCGAUCACAGAGGUGGACGAGCGCCCGUGACCGACCCUCACUGGAACCACGAAGCAACUUUCGAUGUUUUUGGCGACGAGUCCGAAAUUGAUGUAUCGGUGUAUGAUCGCAACAACCAUGAAGACUUCCUUGGUCACGUGCGACUAUGCAUCAACCUGAUGGAAGACAACAGCCGCCUUGAAGGGUGGUUUCCUUUAGCUUCCCGUGGAGCAGGUGACUCUCAGAUCUCUGGAGAGAUCCAUCUGGAGAUGCAUUUUGAGAAGACCGAAAGGAAGCAGGUGGGGCCAAACGAUUUUCAGAUCCUGAAGCUCAUCGGUAAGGGAACUUUUGGCCAGGUUUACCAGGUUAAGAAGAAGGACACCGGCCGCAUCUACGCUAUGAAGGUUUUGUCGAAGAAGGUCAUUAUUCAAAAGAAGGAGGUUGCACACACUCUGGGUGAGCGCAAUAUUCUGGUUCGGACAGCUAUGGCCGCUUCUCCCUUCAUUGUUGGACUGAAGUUCUCCUUCCAAACACCUACCGAUCUUUACCUGGUCACGGACUAUAUGUCUGGUGGCGAGCUUUUCUGGCACCUUCAGAAGGAAGGACGCUUCCAGGAGGCGCGUGCUAAGUUUUACAUUGCCGAGUUGAUUUUGGCGCUCCAGCAUUUACAUGACCAUGAUAUCGUGUAUCGCGAUCUCAAGCCGGAGAACAUCCUCCUUGACGCUAAUGGUCACAUUGCCCUUUGUGACUUCGGUCUUUCCAAGGCCAAUUUGACCCAAAACGACACCACGAACACUUUCUGCGGAACGACCGAAUAUCUCGCCCCAGAGGUACUGCUUGACGAGCAAGGCUAUACCAAGAUGGUCGAUUUCUGGUCUCUGGGUGUCCUUGUUUUUGAGAUGUGCUGCGGUUGGAGUCCUUUCUAUGCUGAAGAUACCCAGCAGAUGUACAAGAACAUCGCCUUCGGCAAGGUCCGAUUCCCCCGUGAUGCCUUGAGCACAGAGGGAAGAAACUUCGUGAAGGGUUUGCUUAACCGGAACCCUAAGCACCGCCUUGGCGCUAAGGGUGACGCUAAGGAGCUCAUGGCGCAUCCUUUCUUUGACGAUGUUGAUUGGGCGGCAUUGGGUCGCAAGGAAGUGAUCCCUCCUUUCAAGCCUGUUCUGAAGUCCGAUACGGACACCUCCAACUUCGAUCCUGAGUUCACGACUGCCCUGGAGAACAACAAUUCUUUGAAUGACCGCGCAGCUGCUCUUGCCAAUGGGCUCAUGCCAGCGGGAACGCCACUAUCUCCAGGCUUGCAGGCGAAUUUCAAGGGAUUUACCUUUGUAAAUGAGAGCUCGAUCGACCACCACUUCAAGAACGAUUCGGGCGACCAUAUGGUUGAGGAUACGGAGACAUGGCCACGAGCCCAACAAAUAUCUACCAACCACAUGGAUCACCGCAUGAGUGGCGUCCAGAGGACUGGUGAAGGCGGUGAGCCUGGAAUCUUCAACGUUGAUGACAAUUUCGACAUGUGAUAAUGGCCUGAUGCAUUGAACUGGAGUUGUGACUAUAAUUCUUUUUUUCUUGCUUUGUACAUGCUUCUGUGUGUGUGUGUGUGAGUGUGGAUAGGAAUGGUGUCAAAACCAAGACUCCUCUUGACCAGUCUGCUUUGCACGGUUUUUCUGUUUUAUAGCCUUUC